Rotaria sp. Silwood2 is the source of this 1629-nucleotide messenger RNA. The record is from the annotation of a GenBank genome assembly. Lineage: Eukaryota; Metazoa; Rotifera; Eurotatoria; Philodinida; Philodinidae.
AUGCGUGGUGAUUUAAUGACAGCACUUAAUCCAAUUCCUCUUUAUAAACAAGGUGGCGGAGAAGAAAAAGCUGAAGUUGCUCGAUUAUCAGCAUUUGCUGGAGCUUUGGCUAUUGGUGAUCUAGUCAAAAGUACUCUUGGUCCUAAAGGAAUGGAUAAAAUUCUUCAAUGUAAUAUGAGUGGUGGACCUGAUGCUGGUAAAUUAUUAGUAACGAAUGAUGGAGCAACAAUUCUAUCAAAAAUUGGUGUUGAUAAUCCAGUAGCAAAAGUUCUUGUUGAUAUUUCAAAAGUUCAAGAUGAUGAAGUUGGUGAUGGUACAACAUCAGUUGUUGUUUUAGCUAGUGAACUUCUUCGAGAAACAGAAAAUUUACUUGCACAAAGAAUUCAUCCUCAAAUAAUUAUUUCUGGAUGGCGUAAAGCAACAAAUGAAGCAAUAAGAAGCUUAGAAUGCAUUGCAAAAAAUAACAGUUCUAAUUUGGAACAAUUUAAAAGUGAUCUUAUGAAUAUUGCUCGUACUACACUUAGUUCUAAAAUUCUUCAAGGACAAAAAGAUUAUUUUGCAAAAUUAUGUGUUGAAGCUGUACUUAAAUUACAUGGUAAAACUGAUUUACAAGGUAUUCAAAUAAUAAAACGAUUGGGAAAUAAUAUGAGUGAUUCGUAUCUUGAAGAAGGUUUUCUAUUGGAAAAACGUAUUGGUAUAAAUAUGCCAAAACGUAUAGAAAAUGCACGUAUACUUAUUGCUAAUACACCUAUGGAUACAGAUAAAAUAAAAAUAUUUGGUUCACGUGUACGUGUUGAUUCUGUAGCUAAAGUAGCUGAAUUAGAAUUAGCUGAAAAAGAAAAAAUGAAAGAUAAAGUUGAUAAAAUACUUCAACAUGGUUGUAAUGUAUUUAUUAAUCGACAAUUGAUUUAUGAUUAUCCAGAUCAAUUAUUUGCUGAAAAAGGUGUUAUGGCUAUUGAACAUGCUGAUUUUGAAGGUGUUGAGCGUUUAGCACAAGUACUUGGUGGAGAUAUUGUUUCAACAUUUGAUACACCAAAUAAAGUACGAUUAGGCAAAUGUAAUUUGAUUGAAGAAAUAAUUAUUGGAGAAGAUAAACUUAUCAAAUUUUCAGGUGUAGCACAAGGUGAAGCUUGCACAGUUGUAUUACGUGGAGCUACACAACAAAUACUUGAUGAGGCUGAACGAUCAAUUCAUGAUGUUCUUUGUGUUUUAUCACAAACUGUUAAAGAACCACGUAUUUGUUAUGGUGGAGGUGCCACUGAAAUGUUAAUGGCUACUGCUGUUUCUCAAUUAGCUGAAAAAACACCAGGCAAAGAAUCAGUAGCUAUUGAAUCAUUUGCUCGUGCUCUUCGUCAAUUACCAACAAUUAUUGCUGACAAUGCUGGUUAUGAUAGUUCAGAAUUAAUAGCUAAUCUUCGUGCUGCUCAUACUUCAGGCAAAUCAACAUAUGGUCUUGAUAUGGAAAAUGGCAAAAUAGCUGAUAUGGUUCAACUUGGUAUUCUUGAAUCAUUUCAUCUUAAACGACAAGUCGUUAUUAGUGCAGCAGAAGCCGCUGAAAUGGUAUUACGUAUUGAUAAUAUUAUUCGUGCACCACCAAGACCUCGUCCACGUGAUAUGCGUCAUCAUUAA